CUGUACAUGGUGCUGAACAGUGCGCGUGCGUUAACUUUAUUUACAGUGGAUAUGCUGAUGUAGGAGGCUUGAUGCAAAUGGUUAAUGGAGUUAUUUUCCCUUUACAGAUAAAUAUCUGAAGUUUGAAUUCAAAAGUGUAUUGAUCACCCAACAUGUCUCCCCGCAUUGAUGACGUCAUGAAGCUGUGUUGUGAGCUGUCUGCAAAUCAGCAGGUAAAGACUGCCGUGAAGCAUUCUGGGAAGGGAGCGAUGACUGCUGGAGGACUUGCUUUUGCUGGAGGAUUGGUUGGGGGACCGCUUGGCAUCGCCGUAGGCGGUGCUGUUGGAGGACUUCUGGGAUGUUGGAUGACAAGCGGUCAGUUCAAACCUCUUCCUCAGAUCAUCAUGGAAAUGACACCAGAUCAGCAGCAGAAGCUCUACGAGGACGUCAUGGCCAUCUUGGGCUCGAUCGAGUGGACUGAUGUAGCCCAGUUAUUGGCCAUAGUCACAGGAAGCGCAUCACUUCAGCAGCAAGUAACUGCAGCUUUACUGAGCUACGUUCACAAAGAGCUUCAGGCUGAGGUUCAUUAUGUGGACUGAGCCACAUGAUCAGAUCACUCGUUUGGACAACAUAUUCUAUUGUGAAACCUAUUUAUUUUAAACAAUGGUUUACAAUGUUUUAAUAUCAACAAUUUUAGGAACAAAUUGCAAAUGACACACUACAUUUUUGACAGUGAGGAUGAAUAAAUCGAACUGUUGACUGUUACAAGAUAAAUGUUUUUGCUCACCAACUCCUGUAAAAGGGGGCCACAGUGGCUUAGUGGUUAGCACUAUUGCCUCACACCUCCGGGGGUUGGGGUUCGACUCCCACCUCUGCCCCGUGUGCAUGGAGGUUGCAUGUUCUCCCUGUGCCUCAGGGGGUUUCCUCCAGGUACUCUGGUUUCCUCCCCUAGUCCAAAGACAUUCAUUGUAGGCUGAUUGGCAUUUCCAAAUUGUCCGUAGAGUGUGUAUGUGUGUGUGAGAUUGUGCCCUGCAAUAAGUUGGCACCUCGUCCAGGGUGUCCCCUUGUCCCCCGUACUCCCCAUGACCCUGUGUAGGAUAAGCGGUAUAGAGAAUGGAUGGAUGGAUCUCCUGUAAAACACUACUUAAACAAUAUUCUCACUAAAAUUCUAAUGCUUUGGUUACUCACUGAUUUCCUUAUUUAUUUAGCUUUUACUCCAUUUUCUCACAGUUUAAUCAUUUCCAGUUCCCACCUCUAUGUCAUCAGUAGGUGUGUUACAGUCGCAGUCAUGGGUGUAAUGAACUUAAAUGAAGUGGAUUAUUUAUUUUUUAUUUUAUUUCAUUUAUUUUUUUGCUAAAAUGUGUUUGGAGGAGAAACUAAAUGUUGACAGACUGAGCACACAUUGUCUAAAUAAAGAACAAACUACACAAAAUGA
This is a messenger RNA of Pangasianodon hypophthalmus (striped catfish), 1414 nucleotides long. Its product is annotated as protein C19orf12 homolog. The record is from RefSeq and is a predicted model, not a curated record. The transcript is spliced from 3 exons. Bases 153 to 578 code for a protein of 141 amino acids. NCBI's taxonomy places the organism in Eukaryota, Metazoa, Chordata, Actinopteri, Siluriformes, Pangasiidae.